GGUUGGUACUGCACCUCCUCCGCAGUUGAUCGCAUUUGGUGUCAGUCACAUAUCCGUCAAAGGUUAAUUGUGGUUCACCACCUACAUAAUGUCAUAUCAGCAAAGUUCCCACUGCGGCUAUGCGACGUACAGUAUUUGACAACAGGAUCCGACCUCUGCCGCAGCGAGCACAUGCACGUCUGCCAUGAGCUGUAACUUGUUCUCAACGAUUUGCAUCGGACCGCAUCUCUACUCUCUACUAUGCGUCUCCACUUCUCUACAGAUCACGUUCGCAACAGCACCAUUAGCAAUGAACAGGGACAGGUGCUCUACAAAGUCAUCACACCAUUUCGCCCAUUCUUCAUGAAGGGCACCAGCACGAUUUGGAAGAUUAUACCAAACGCCCCACCGUUGUACUCCAAGAGGAAAGCUGAUGAAUCGAACAUCGAGUUUGAACCGGAUGGGGAAGAUCCUGAUGGUGACCCUAAUGUCACUCCCGUAGCCGAAGACAUCCAUGUAAUUCAGUCUGACGGAGACGAAGAGGAAGAAGAGACAAUCUUGGACAUGCAAGAUCAUUUUGCACAGCUCGCGCAAAUAGAAUUCCACAAGUUUCAAACAUCCUGCAUUCGAUGGUUUGGGCUUAAUAAACUAGGACGAGGGGAAGUUUCUACGAAAGAGUUCAUGCCAGCGCGUGGCAUUACACGUAGAUCACGUACCUUCUCUGGACCUGAUGUCCGCGCAUAUCGUUGGCAUCUUGGGAUGAGAGUAUGCAAGCUCUAUCUUGAAAGCGAACUCAACAAUCCUGUUGCCCAAUAUCGCCGAUACCGUUUGGGUCUUCUCUCUGGAAAACGCCCUCGAUGUGGCUUUCUUGAUAUUAACCUGCCGAAGCCAAACCAGAUCCAUAAUAGUGACGAGAACACCGACACCGACAACUAUACUGAUCACGAACUUGAACACACCUUGUGUAAAGAUAUGAUCAGCCCCGAGCUUCUGGACACCAUAAUUGUUACAUUCAUAUACGUCGAAAAAUUAAGGCGAGAAAGAGAGCAAGCAGGGAAGAAAGACCUGAGGUGGAAUUACUAGGUAUGCUCGAUAUUCCGUUUCCGUUCGUUCUGUUACUGAUCCUGCAACCUCUUUCCAACA
Messenger RNA from Suillus paluster, 1122 nucleotides. RefSeq lists its product as uncharacterized. The record is from RefSeq and is a predicted model, not a curated record. The transcript is spliced from 4 exons. Lineage: Eukaryota; Fungi; Basidiomycota; Agaricomycetes; Boletales; Suillaceae. Bases 241 to 1062 code for a protein of 273 amino acids.